AUGUCGCCACGAAGGUCAAUAUUGCUGGCAAGACCCAGAGAGCAAAAGACACCACAGGUUGAAGACACACCAUAUGAAGGCCCUCGUCAAUACGUGGAGCAAGGAGGAAUCCUUGAGACCGAUGAUGAUGUUCCCGAGAGCCUUCGGGAGCAGCCGUAUGCUGAGGAGAACCAGCGACAUGAAAAGCGGAAGAAAACCCCAGAUAAUUCUGCAGUCGGUUCGAUGUGUCCCCCGAUCAAUAUCAAUGUCCUCCCGGCUGCUCAACAAUCGAUAUCUACUCCUGAUAAUGGCGCCACGCCUGCUAAGCCUGGCUGUGCCGACUCAAUCAUGGUUCACGGGCUACUUGAUGUCGCCGUGGAGGAAUAUACCGAAUGGCAGCAAUCCCGGGUGAGCAACGAGGCUUUCAGAGAUCACAUCAACAAAGCACGCGAUGUGACUCUCGAAAAUUGCCUCGAUCUCAUGCAGAUUUAUGAGGAUCGAGACCAGGGCUUUUUUGUCAACCAUGGCGUGAAAGUAGGUGCCGCCCAGCGGUUCGUAAGUGACAUCGGCCUUUGGGUGAAACGACAUGCAGAAGUCAAUUGCAACGAAAAUAACAGUAAUUCAGUCUAG
This is a messenger RNA of Penicillium riverlandense, 609 nucleotides long. RefSeq lists its product as uncharacterized. Bases 1 to 609 code for a protein of 202 amino acids. The transcript has a single exon. Lineage: Eukaryota; Fungi; Ascomycota; Eurotiomycetes; Eurotiales; Aspergillaceae. The record is from RefSeq and is a predicted model, not a curated record.